AUGGGCACGGCCGGAGACUCGGCUCGGCUACUGGACGGCCUCGGCGAUGCCGUUCGCGCGGUGCUCGCGCACAAGAACAGCUUGACUGACGAAGAGUGGCUCGUCGCGCUUGCGCACGUUGAAGCCAUCCGCGGCAGCAGGGCGGCGGCGGGGAUAGAGCUCGAGGACGACACUCCGCAGUGGCUUGUGGAAGCGGCGAUGAAGAUGACGCUGGUGGAGCGGACGGAGGAGGAGUCGCGGCCCGCCCACUCGGGACUGCCGGCUGGCUGGUGUUGCGGCUGGAGCCCGGUGCAUAGACAGCACUACUACUAUAGCGUGGCGCUCAACGUCACGCAGUGGGCUCCUCCACUGCCGCCGACUCCGGAUACGCUCGCCGUCUCUCACGACGCCAUCGAGGCCACCGACGACGGCGGAGCCGCUGAAGCCGCGGUCAGCGCCUGUAGCCCCGCGCGAUUCGCAGCCCCUGCGACAAACGCCAAAGCUUGGGAAGAGCAUGCGAAGCUUGCGGUGUGGGCGGAAGGGGCGGCAGCCCUUUCCAGGCGUCACGCGGAGGAGCGCGGGGCCGCGUUUGCACGAGCCCGGUCCAUCUGGCGUCAGCUGGACCUCGCGCAGCGAGCAGAACUGCAAAGGAAGUGGCUCGGCAUCUCUUCACGCCCUCUAACGAAGGGAAAGAGGGGCAACGGUGAGUGA
Molecule: messenger RNA, 690 nt
Organism: Emiliania huxleyi CCMP1516
Lineage: Eukaryota; Haptophyta; Isochrysidales; Noelaerhabdaceae
Exons: 1
Coding region: 1-690 (229 amino acids)
Molecular function (GO): protein binding
Source: RefSeq, a predicted model, not a curated record